Molecule: messenger RNA, 3698 nt
Organism: Cuscuta campestris
Lineage: Eukaryota; Viridiplantae; Streptophyta; Magnoliopsida; Solanales; Convolvulaceae
Source: the annotation of a GenBank genome assembly
CGCACUGCGCCUAGGGAUGAAGAUGCAAUCCAGGAUCUUUUUGCCGCCGCCGCCGCCAUAUGAGAAUGUGUCUCGAGCUCCGUGGAGCUCGGCUUUCAUCUUUCUUCUACAUUUAUUGAAGACGGCCGGUCUGAUCAUUUCAAUUCUCCCUCUUAAUUUUGGCUCAUUUCCCUACUCUAUAUGUUCAUUCAUGUCCAUACAAAACUGGAAAACCCUAGCUGCUUGCUUGAUCAAAUUUAAGUGUUUCUGCACCUCAAUCGUUUACAAUGCGAGUGGUUUUCUGAAGCAGAAGUGUAGAGUAUUCUGGGAUUUUGAUGGGCAAAAUAAUGAUAAUGAAAGAAGGGCAUCCCUUUGCAAAGAGGCAAGUUCGGCCUAAGAUUGACCUAGCUGAUAUAGUGCUCUCAUGGUCCCUUGAAGACAUUUUCAAUGAAAAUCUCUAUAAACACCAGGUUGAAAAGAUUCCGGAUGCAUUCCGCUCAUGGGACCACUAUCUUUGUUCUUAUACAUUUCCUUUAUUUGAAGAAACACGGGCAAAUAUCCGUUCUUCUAUGGAGGUGUUGAACAAAGCUCCACUUGGUGAAGGUGAAGUGAUCAUCUCCUUUGAAGGGGUGGAUGGAACUGGGAAAGUUAUUUAUUGUGUUGUCAAGGAUGUGUUUUGGAAGAGAAGAGUUAGUGGUGACGGAGAGCAUUACAAAACAUUGCCUGGAGACAUAGUAGUGAUCUCAGAUAAGAAACUUGAAAUGGUUUCUGAUUUGAAUCGUGCGGCAUGUAAUUGGACAUUGGCUUCAGUCGUCACGGCCUGUGAAGUCAAUUCUUCAACACUUCUGAAAUUGAAAAUGCCUAGAGAUAUUGGAACCAGAGAUGGAGUUGAUAAAAAGCUGCAUAUUGUUUUCUUAGAAAAUCUUACAACAAGUGAAAGGAUUUGGGAUGCAUUGGGAAUGGACAAGAAUUUGAACUGUUUUGGAACCAUUUUGUACGAGAGUGCUGGGGUUGAUGAUGUUGCUGAGAAGCAAUGUUGUGCAUGCACUCAGCCUGCUGGCAUAGGAUCAUCAACUCAAGGGAUAGAAGCAAGCUUGUUGUCCAGGCUGAAUGAGUCACAAUCCAAUGCAGUACUUGUCUUGAAAGGGUGAAAUGCGACCAAAUGUCCCAUGUUGAUCUUAUAUGGGGCCCUCCUGGUACCGGGAAGACAAGUACUAUUAGCACACUGCUAUUUAUGCUGAUGAAAAGAAACUGCCGAACACUUAUCUGUGCACCGACUAAUGUGGCAAUAACACAAGUGGCCUCUAGGGUGAUAAGGCUGGUACACGAGUCUUAUAAAGAUGAGUCUUUUAAGAAAAAUAUGGUAUGUCCACUGGGUGAUGUGUUCUUGUUUGCAAAGAAUGAUAGAUUACAGCUGGACAGAGGCUUUGAUGAGAUAUGUCUGGAUCGCCGCAUUGACAGUCUUGUUGAGUGUUUGGGGUGCGAUAGGGGAUGGAGACACUUCAUUCAUUCCACAAUUUAUUUUUUCAAACAUUCUGUUUCUGACUAUGAAACGUAUCGGAAAACUGAAUUAAUCCAAAGGAGUGAUAGUGCCAAACCUAUAAUGUCCUUUGCUGAAUUUAUUAAAUCUAGGUUUGAGGUUGCAGUACCACCAGUCAGAAGAUGCAUGAUAACAAUGUGCAAUCAUAUACCAAGGCAUUUCAUUCAAGAACACAAUUUCCAAAAUAUGAUCUCUCUGAUUUCCCUUCUGGAUGAUCUAAAAGAAACUUUAUAUCAGAAGCAUAUGACAUCUAAUGAAGAACUGAAGAAAAUUUUUUCACAACCAGUAACCUCUGAAGUCUCCUGCCAAUCAUUUCUAGACACGUCUUCAUUGGUCUACUUGAGAACCCAAUGCCUCACCAUUCUGAAAACUCUUCUGCGUUCUUUUAGAAAAAUUAAUCUUCCCAGUGGAUUAAAUAGAGCAGCUAUUAAGAAGUUCUGUUUAAGGUGUUCAUCUUUGGUUUUCUGCACCUCGUCAAGUUCUUAUAAGAUGCAUUCACUCUAUACUAAACCAUUUAAAGUAUUGGUCAUUGAUGAAGCUGCUCAGUUGAUGGAAUGUGAAUCAAUCAUACCACUUCAACUUCGAGGUCUGAAACAUGCAAUUCUUGUAGGCGAUGAACACCAAUUACCGGCGACUGUCCAAAGCAAAGUAUCCGGUGAAGCUGGUUUUGGAAGAAGCUUGUUUGAAAGGCUAAGUUCAUUGGGUCACUCAAAGCUCAUGCUUAAAGUGCAAUACCGAAUGCAUCCAGCAAUAAGCCACUUCCCAAAUUUGAGUUUUUAUAGUAACCAAGUCAUGGACGCUCCAAAUGUGAUAAAUAAAACCCACGAGAUAGAAUACCUUCCCGGAAAAAUGUUUGGUCCAUAUUCUUUUAUAAGUCUCCCCAAUGGAAACGAAGAAUUGGAUAGUUUUGGCGGGAGUAGAAGAAAUUUGGCUGAGGUGGAUCUAGUAAUUAAGAUUGUGCAGAACUUGUUUGAAUCUUGGCAUAACGAAAAGAAAAAUAAAGAGAAAACUACGGGAAAUACACUUAGCAUCGGUAUUAUAUCUCCCUAUACUGCUCAAGUUAUUGCCAUCAAAGAUAAGAUUGGCAGAAAGUAUGACAACCUUAAUGGCUUUGCAAUUAAGGUGAAGUCUAUUGAUGGCUUCCAAGGUGGGGAAGAGGAUAUAAUAAUAUUAUCAACAAUGAGAUCUAAUCCUGAUGGCACUGUCGGUUUUAUGUCUAGUUUCCAAAGAACUAAUGUUGCUCUGACCAGAGCCCGGCACUGUUUAUGGAUAUUGGGAAAUGAAAAGACCCUUACGGGUAGCCAUUCAAUUUGGGAAGGAUUAGUUCUAGACGCGAGGAAACGCCAAUGCUUCUUCUCUGCUGCCGAAGUUGAUGACUUGUGUAAUGCAGAUUGUAUCCUUGUCAAAAAUCAAGGGAAGAAGAAUACAAAUUCUGGAGGAGGUAAUAGCUCUUUCCGAGGAGAAGCAAGACGAAUUAGACAGAUCCCAAUCUGAUCCACUAACCGAUAUGCCCCUUACCCAACUGCAAAGGCACACGACUCAGCUCGGAAUUGGACUCAAGAUAUGUUUGAGAUAGAAACGGGCACGAAGCUAUAUGUCUCCAAUCUAGGCAAUGGGGUCUCAGAAGAAGAUAUUAAUAUACUUUUUUCAGAAUUUGGUGAUAUGAAAUGGUAUGCAAUGCAUUACGACAAGAAUGGUGGAGGAUCAAAGGAAACAGCAGAAGUUGUAUACUGUCGCAGACAAGAUGCUUUGGCGGCUUUCGAAAGGUAUAACAAUGCAAAGCUUGAUGGAAAGCCAGUGAAGAUAGAGAUUGCCGGCACAAAUGCAGCGACUGGAAAUUCCAAUAGUCCUUCGGAGGCGGGAAGGAAGGAGACGGCGGGGGCGUGGGAGAGGAAGAAGAGACAGUGGUGGUGGAAAAGUGGUUUCUGCCAUAGAGCUUGAUGCUGAUCUAGACAAGUACCAUUCAGAAGCAAUGCAGACAGAUUGAUGUUGUGGAUUCAUUUGAGGGUAUUCUUGACAUUUCUUACACCCAGGACAAAUUAGUUUCCCUCUUUUUUGGUAAAGUUUAUGUUUAUGCCUCUCAAACUUGGCUUUUGCUGCAUUUGGAGUGUUAAUUUUUAAAGCUUACAUUGUGCAUGUAUUGAGUCAACGCCCAUGAGCAUUAUUAAGGGGUGUAUUC